UAAAUUAUCUUAAAUAUGGAUGGUUAAUAUAUUUUCUUUUUGGUUCUUGUUGUUUGAUAUAUUUUUUGUAUAUUGUUUUGGGUGGUUUAACGCUUUUUAGGAUCCAGAGCUUCCAAACAUACAAAGCCUACAAACACAAGUAAAACAUCUCUACAAAAUGCAGAACUGGUGGGAAAAUCUAAGAAACCAGAACACGAAGCUUUGAUUCUGAAGCCUGAACCGGAUGGUGUGUGUUACAGUCUGUCAACUUUUUAAAACACCCCACACAGCAGCCCGGAGUCUCUCCUCUUCACCGAAAAAAAAAAAAAAAAAAAAAAAUCUGACUCGCAGUUAAAAACAAUGAGGGCGCGCGACGCGCAACUCGCUCCAAGCUUCUCCGACAGUGGCGGAGUUUCUGCUCCAGGACGCCUCGUAGCAUGUGUCUGUGCGCCAUCCGGAGAGAGAAGGACCACCGGAAUAUAACUUGACAUAUCUGAGGAGUUUGUUGUCAUAUUUUUUGCGUGCGUGUGGAGGGAGAGAAAACAUGCCUUUUUGUAAACGAACGAUACUUCCCAAAGAUGUGUGCAAGCCCGAGGACAGGAGCCUGCGGACGGAGAUUUUCGGGGACUUGGCGGACGUAUGCGGCUUCACCCUGUGCUCGGUGCUGCGGCAGCUCUCGGAUCUGUCCCGACACUCGGUGAGCAUCCUAGAGGAGCUGGAAGGAGAACUGGUGUCCAUCUGCCACCGGUCCGGCGCGCUGGAGGGCAGAGUGGUCCGGCUGCAGAGGCACGUCGCAGACCUGGUCAGCAAGCCUCCACCGAGAACCACCAGUGGUCUAGAGGCAGAGAUCGGAAGGCGCGGUGGCAGCAGCAGCCACGGGGAUGGCAACCACAGCAGCGGUGGUGGCGGCGGCGCGGGCAGCAGCAGCAGCGGGGCCCAUUUCAGGUCUCCAUGGCAACAGAGCGUGAACGUGUUCGGCUCGUGGAGCAGGCCGGAGUGUGUCGAGGAGCUGCACCAGCAGGCGCAGCUCAACCUCCAGAGCCUGCUGCAAGAAUUUGAGGAGCAGUUGUACGACACCAAGCUGACCGGUCAGACGUUCCGCCAUCCGUCUUCACAGAGCUCUGACGACACAUCCACAACGCUCAGCAGGUCGCCCAUCUCCCUCAACAACAAGAGACCAGAUUUCAUCUUCCUGCCAGCAUCCAAACAGCUCUAUGACGAUGAAACCACCACCUCAGUGUUUGGUCUGAGGUCUGUGACCAGCCCAUCUCCUUCCCCGUCCCCGUCUCCAUGCGGCUCAGAUCGCCCCCCUCUGGGCUGGAGCAGCAACAACAGUAGCAGCAGUACUGCCACAUCUGCUACUACUGGACCACCCGUUGCAGAGAAACCCCACUGGCACCUGGGAAGACGCACACCUGCACACUUCAUACCACUCGACAUUACAGGUGAAGUGGGUGGAGUGAAAUUCCACGGCGUGGACCUUCUCCAGCACUCCCCAUCCCCUUCCCCCUCUGCCGGGGACCCCUUCUCCCAGCAACCUCACUCCCUAGAGCCCGUUACGGACACCCCACUCCAAAACCUCCCACUGAGGAAGACGCACUCUGACCUCGACACAAACUUAACUGCAGAUAAAAGUUUAGGGCGGCAUCCCCCGGACUAUUUUCGCCCAGGAACUAUGGACCAUUCUGGUUUGCUUUGUUCUAACACACCUUCUGCUUCCUGGAAUGGACCUAAAGGCUCCACCUUUUCCCCUGGAGCAUGGAAUGAGCCUUACAAUUACAGCAUGAGCAAAGGCCCAGCAGUUCCUCCCAAGCAGCACAGUAUUAUUGGUAAUGCAGGAGGGACGCAGGACGGGGUGAUGGUGGUGAGCUCAGGACAGUCAACAAGUUCACAUGCCAGCUCGUUUACAUCUGUCACGGACCCUACCGGGAGAACAGGUAACAGCAUGCCAGGAUUUUCUCUGGCAGCAGUUAUGAUGGGGAGGCGGAGCGAAACUGAAGGGGCUGCAACAGAUGGAGGAAAAGGUGGUGCUAGGGAGGCAACACGAGGGAGGGAGAGGUCAGCGCGAUCCAUAGCAGCACAGAAUGCCUUCAAGUUCCGGGAGCGUUCCCUCUCUACACCCACUGAUUCUGGCUCCUUUGGUUUUACAGAGGGAGUUAUUGGUCCAGACGGGGAUAUUAUAACAGCUGGGAAUGGGAACACUAUAGGAGGAGACCACCAGCGGGAACAUCACAACUUCCUGGGACAUAGUGAAAACUAUGCCCUUCUCUACCCGAGAGGGAGCUCUGAAGACAGUGCAAGUACUACAGACACCAUCUCUGUCACAGCCUCAGACUACAGCACAGAUGGCCGAUUGCGCCUUCGUUCCCGUUCCAUCUCACUUAAGAAAUCCAAACGGAAGCCACCACCUCCUGUGAGGAGCGUUUCUCUCAUGAAAAACUUAGGAGAAGCUGAGGGAAGAAUCCGACGUGAGAGUGGUCUCUACCGAGAUGGCCGGCCAAAGAGCUUACACAUACCCAGGGACCACUUCCCAGACUUCCAGCCAGAUUUCCUUCUGCCAAACUUAUCUUGCUCCUCCAAAACUACUGUUGGUGAACGACAGCUGGGUUAUCAAGGGAAUGAUGGACCUCCGAGUCUAGAGGUCCAGCCACCAGAGAGGGAGGAAGAGACAGAGAUGACUUUUCCUACUCAUUGGCAGUUGGGCGACUGGAAGAGCACCGACCCCUACAGGUCUUUGUCAAGCUCCAGCACAGCAACAGGUACUACAGUGAUCGAUUGUAUGAAAGUCAGAGGUAGCUCUGAGUCCCUUUUGGACUCUCCCUCCACCUCCAGGGCUACCUCUCCCUCACAGCUCUCGAUGGAGACUGAUGUCAAGGCCUCUUCACCCUUCAAACCUCCAGGACUUAUGUCACCAUCAAGUGGCUAUUCCAGUCAGUCAGAGACUCCCACCCCAACUGUUCCACUCAGUCAUGUGGCAGCUCAAGGGAUGGCAGGGGCUACUGGGUGUAAGAUGCGCCCAAAGAUCCCAGAGAGGAAAUCAUCACUACCAUCACCCAAAGACCCAGCUGCUAGAUCCAGAUUGUCCUUUGAAAUGCCUGGGAAUGCACAUCUGGAGCUUUCAUCAAUCAAGCCAAAGCAAAAGGCCAGCAGGCGGCAUUCUGACACCUCAACAGCAGCAAAACCAGGAAAAAUCAGCCCCAGUUCUUCACAGGCAUUGCCAGUGGUUACCCAGAAUGAGUUAAAAACCAUUCGGCUUCGUUCUGUUUCCCGUGGUGACCUCGAUGACUGCCCGGAUGGAGCCUCUGACACCAUCGAAGAGGAGCAGCAUGGACGAGACCUUGGCGAGGACCCCAGCCCACCACCAACUCUACCAAAACCCAAGCCACCUGUUGCUGUAAAGCCUCCAUUGCCUAAACGGCCUGUAAACCUCCUCUUUAAGUCACCUUCUCCCUCCUCCACCUCGCCCCAUGCCCUUGACUCACCCCCAGCCUCACCUGUGGAAAGGCCGGUGCCUCUAGGUAACAUUUACAAAGUCAUGAAAAAGCCAAAACCUAAAAAACCUCCACUUCACAGUGCAACAAGUCCGGGUGUUCUCCCAGAUUCAAAUUCUACCACUAUGCCACAGACAGCCUAUGAUCACUCAUUCCUCCCACACUCCCAGUCUCUCUUUGACCUCCCUCCUCUCCCAGAUCCCCAGCCUCUUUUGGAAGACCCACUUCUCGAGCCUGAAUUUGAUGCUGAACCUGACCUUCAUUUGGGGCCUGAGGAUGGAGGGUCACUACCCUCUCCCUGUAGUAGCCAGGAGACCCCAGAGCUCCAGGACAAGAGCAAGACUCUCCCCUCACGGAUUACAAUCUCCUGCCUGGCAGAGUUGUCUGACAAAAAGAAACUAAAGGUUCCUCCUCCAGUCCCUAAGAAGCCAAAUGUCUUGCUUCUUCCCACAUCCCUUCAUUCCUCCAUUAAUGGCAGUGCAGACCGUCAGAUACCACAGACCGACAGCCCAGUGGGUCUGAGGUCUCCAGUAGGAGGAUUCCCACCAGAUGAUAUUCCUGCUUCUCCAAGUGUUCCAGACAUGCCAGAGCAAGAUGACAAUAACCUGGGAACAGAUGAGGAGAGUUCAAAAGAGUCAUCGUUGCAAUCUUCACUCCAGGAUUCCUCGCUUACUGAACUGGGAGGAAAGAUGGCCAACACUGGUAUUGGAUCGGAUGUCUCAGCUGAAAAGACCGUUCUCCACAUUGCAGAGGAAAUGGAUGACGACUUGUUGGCCAGCACACCUGCAACACACACCACUGAAGACCUCUUCACCAUUAUACACAGGUCCAAGCGAAAAGUUCUGGGACGUAAAGAACCAUCUGACUCAUUUGGAAGCCGCCAGAGUCUGGUGUCACCAGUGAAGCACAGCACUAGUGGGAGCGACCUCCGAAAUCUUACUUUGGGUAGCAGCCAAAGGUCGAGCUCCCGCAAUGAGAACUUCAUGGCCCUGCUUCAGAAGAAAGGCAGCAAAUCUUCCAGUGGAGGAGCGAGGGUCUCUGCUAUGGAGCUUUUGAAGAGCACAAAUCCUCUGGCACGACGUGUCACAGAGUUUUCUACAUCACAGUCAACUACCGAGGGUGGAGAGGUGCCAUCUGGGAAUGACAAACCCAAUGAUCAGUGAAUGGAAGUACCAUUUACAGAAGUUAACCGGGUCUGUGUGCUGUUGACAAAGCUAUCAACCCAUUCUACAUUCAGACACCCACUGAGGAUGGGGCCAUGUGACUAGAUCGCUCCAACAACUGACUGGCCAUUUGCACUGUCCAAUCAAAUUGGAGCACAUUUGUUUGGACAAAAUGGUCCUUCCCAAUGUUGGAGCACUAUGGUUCCCAGUUAAACCAGUUCCUCAAGACAUCGGUAAGGAGAGAAGUUUCUUCUCACUACAUAUUCAGUGAAAGGUGAAAGUUUUGAAGUCAUCUUUUCCUCAAUAGGAACACAUUUGAUGUGGAGGUUGGGUGGGUGGAUGGAUUGGUGGAGAUGACACUGGGAAUGUAAGGAUAUACAGUGGAUAUCUUCACUACUGGCUUCUUCGGGAUAAAGAUACUGAAGUCUGAUAACAACGGGGGUAAAAAAAUCUGACUCUGUAACCACAGCACAGAGAACUGACAAUCGAUUAAGCCAAGAGCUCAGUGGAGUAAAGUUGCAAAGAUCUAAGACUUUUACAGUCCAUCUAUGAUUCAGUAGCUCUACAGGUCUGACACCUGUAGCCCUCUACAAACCGAAGAGUCCAUCAUUAGCGGUGCAACUAGGCAACAGAGAAAGGAAAUAUGCUCAACAGUUCUACAUCCUGGUUGCUUCUUAUAUCUCUGGUUAAUGCAAAACAAUGAGAGUCCUGUAAUUUUGAACAAGAAAGUGCAGGAUUUACAAAGAGAAAUGGCAUGAAGGCCUCUGGCCUUCAAGGACGCGGCAUGAGCAUGUCACUAAUUCUGUCGCUCGUGCUGAGAACAAAAACACAGACCUUCACAAAACAUUCCACAGAGACAGCAAGCGAACGGACGACACUUAAGAACGCAAGCACUUUUUCUUUUCUCUGGCCUCAGAGGUCGUUUACAUGGCACGAUCACUUCGCCGCUGCAUUCAAAGUCAUCAUCAGUUAUUAUCUUUGAAACAUUUUGUUAAAAUGUUAUUCUUUUUUACUCCUUUUUUAUAUAUAUGCUAGAUGGCCAUUUACUGUACACGUUUAAUGGGAUCAUACUGUAUUUAUCAUGUAUAAAGAUAAAUGUAAAGCAUCUAUUGAUAAAUUUACAGACACAAAGACUAAAAAUAGCAUACAAGACGCUUGGACAACAAACUGCCAACUUUAUGAAGGGAAAACAAACUUCAACACACAGAUUGAUGAAACCGUGGAAGGCUAACAGAAAACAGCCUGUUCAGACAAAACCACGCCUGUGGAGUUUCUGUAAGGAGAGUAUGAAGCAGGCCUGGUUAUUAAACAGGGUUUUUAUUCAUUUUUUGGUCUGUAGCGUGGGGACCAAAGGACUGUUAAAAACUGCAAACGACCACAGGGGACCUAACAGUUCGUCUAUGUGUGUGAGCAUAUAGAUAAGAGUGCUGGAGAGUAAGUGGGAGAACCAGAGCAAACACAGAUAGAGAGAGAGAGAGUGCAUAAAUGUGUGCCUGAUUUUUAUGUUUGCUAUUAUUUCUUUUGUUCUUCUUCAUUAUCUGUCAUAAAUGUUUUGUAUAACAACAUGUGUGUGUGCAUUGCCAUCUCUCACACCCCUUUUUUGUUGUGCAUAGGAUUAGGAAGACUUAAGCAAAGUCCCAACAGGGAGCCUCCUUGGAAAGGCUGAAGUAAAGGAAGGGGCAGGGCGUGUGGCAUCUUUGGUGUUACAGAUUUCUGAUUCUUUUAUUGGUCCACUUCCUGAUAUCAGGUUUGCAACAAGUCACACUUUUAGUCUUACAUUGCCUUCUUUAUCACUUGAUGUGGUUGAGUGGUUAAAAAUUACCAGAGACCAACGCAUCUACCUAAAUUUUAAUGGAAUUUCGUCAUGUCAGUGUCUAAUCCAUAAUGGUGGUUGGUUAUGGUCUUGUCUAAAUUUUUGUUCUCCUGUGGUGCUCAUUGGACUGAUUCCUUUACAGCUAGGAAACUGCUGUUAUUCAGUGAUCAAUUGAAUUCCCAGGAGAAUUCAGGAGCCAAAAAAAAAAAAAAAAUCCAAGGACCAAAGAGUUUCUAGAACCAUAAGGAUUACAUAAACAUUCAGGUUUCUGGAGUCAGUACGAUUCAAGAGUCACUAGAUUUCAUGGAUGGAAGGGAAUUAGAGAACCCUGAGGACACAGUAGGAGGUUGCAAUUUGAGACGGAAGGAAUUCUGUGAGGAUAAAUAAAGUUCCCUCCAUCUGUCCGUCCACGCUUGCAGAGGGAUGUGACGACCUAGAAGAGGUUCUGUUUGUUUUGCCCUCCCCUGCUUUCUCACCCCGUCCCUCUCUUCGCAGUGAGGCAGCGACGGUCUGCGUCAACCAUUCUCCUCGUCUUUUCAUCAUUGCUGGAGCACAUUCUCCAUCUGUCUCUCUUUCCCGCAGUUUUAACCUCUCGUCUGGCACACUCUUAACUCCCCUACUUCCUCCUCUUUCUUCUCCUUGUAGUAUCAGCUCUCUUUAUCUUUCUCUCAUUCUCUAUCUUUCCUCUCCUCCUCGUUUUCCCCUUUCCUUCCUUCCUCUGCCCUCUGCUCCAUCUCGCUCUGCAUUCAGUCUAUGCAUCUCAGCCGAACACAUGACGCUGGUUGAAUGUCAAUGAAAGGACUGUUAAGAAAAUAGAUGCUGUUCUUUGUAGUUUAAGAGUGUAAAAAACUAAACAUUUUCUAUCAGUGCUUAUGUUGCGCUUUCUUUUCUUCUUUUCAUAUUUUUCUUUUGCAUCCAAGUGACAUGAAAUGAGCAUGAAUGAAAGAAUAUAUAAAUGAGCAAAUGGACAGGAGACGUGUUUUUGCUUAAAGGACCUUGACUUUUGGACUGUGACUGAAACACCCUGCAGUCUUGGACCUCAGAUUAUCCCUUCUGGAUCACUGCGUGGACAGCCUGAUUAGCAGUGGUUCAACUUUAUCAUCUGACUUAUCCCCCGCAUGGAUGGACCAUGUAAAUUCAGGACGAAACCUCUCAUCUCCCGACCCCCUAAUUGGUAACUAUCUCUCGGUGCUACAAAGUCUGAGCUCCACCUUGUGGAUGAAAAUGGAGGGAAAAAAAACAAAGGAGUCUUUAAAAAAAAAAAAAAAAAAAAAAACAAACAAAAAAAAAAAAAAAAAAAAAAAAAAAAAUUUCCACUCAUUUUCUUCCCAACAGCAGUCAUUUGGGUAUUCCAUACACCUGAAAAAGAAUUUAAAAAUUGCAUAAAUUGUCAGCAUUUAUGAUGACUCGUCAAGUGACGCUUGUUUUAAAUAUUUAGUGAAUGAAAAGAUAAACCUAUAAAACUCUGUUUGCCUUGUAUACUGAACUAUAGGCGUGUUGCUGGAGCACUUUUUUUUUUUUUUCAUUAUUAUUAUUAUUAUUUUAACUGCCUUGGUAAUGCACAUACUAAUACUGGGCCAAAGUAGAGUACUGCAGAUGUAAAGGGGAAGCACUCAUAUAGAUUCUUACAAACAAUUACCCAAAUCUGUAUUCAUACAGCAUGUUUGUAUUUCCAUCAGAGCAACGAAAUUACUCCAGAUAAAUCGUAGAAAUCAUAAAGUGGACCUACAGGAAAAGAAGAGAGACAACGCCAACAUUAUAAGCAUAGUGUCAGGAUUAAAAAGGAUGUUUUGUCUAUACUGUAGUUCCCAAACUUUUUAAGCCACGACCCCCAGGAUAAUAUACGUUGGAGUUUGCCCUGAUGACUCAAUUGUGUGAAGUAUCAAAAGGCUUGAAAACUGUCAGAAUCUUAAUAAAUAAGGAGGAUCAAGUGUUUAUUGAUGGAUUAUGUUAACGGCUGUAACACAGCACCCAUAUGCCGAAAAUCAGCUUCUCUCGCAGAUAUAAUGCCAAGUUCGGAUUUUUAAUUUGGCAUGAAUAAUAACUUUGCUGUUUAUGCAUUAAUGUGUUAAAAAUUAAUGUGUUAAUUUCAGAUUACUCUCUUUGCAUUAACACGUUCAUUCUCACAACCCUAAUAAAAAUCCAAAAUGUAUUUGAUCAACAUGGUUUAUAUCUGACCCUCCUUAUCAUGGAACCUCCAUGAGGGCACGGGUCCCUGGUCUAUCCGAGUGGAUAUGAACAAUAUUUAUCUGAAAAAAAUAUAAGAAGCGGUGGGUUGUCAGUGUCAGCUUGCGUCGCAGAUCAAUAAUUCACCAUGUUUUUACAUUUUUUCUGUAGCUAGAUAGCAGAUUUUUUUUAAGCAGGAAGGCAACAGAGGUAAAAACAAGCAGGAACAUGUGGCUGAACGGGUUAAAAAGAUGCUUUCUGUUAUAUAGAAAUGUUUUAAUUUCAUAUUGAAAAGAACAUGUUUCAGUUUUCCAAGAAUUUCUAAGAGACAGUUAAUUCAGAGGCAGAGACGGCAUCACAGAUUGGGUUUAUCAUCAAAAUGUGAAGCUAACAUUAAUGACAAUUUAGCAAAUUUUCUAUUUUGGAAAAAGCUUAACAACACAUUUAUUAUACAUUUAUACAUUUAGGAGCAAUAUUUUCAGAGCUAUCAAAGAGUUAAGCUGUCUCUGCCUCCAAGAAGUCUGUAAAACCAAAUUAUCUGGGUCUAAAAUGAGACUUGACAAGAAGAGUACAGUGAAUAUUUAGUCUUUUGUAACAUCCAUAGGAGCAGAAAUGCUGCAGGGAAAAGAGGAAAGAAAUGGAUAUAUGAUUCUGCUGAAUGUGGAGUUCACCAUGCCGACAUUCACACAUAUUCCAUCAGCUUUUCCAUCACCUCCUCUCUCGCUGUAUCUCAGCUGUUAUGAGUCAGAGAAAUAAUCAAUCUGAAGGCUUUUUCCUCUCUUUCACUCUCAUGUUUGCCCCAAGAAAUCUACACAAGGUGCAAUGAAACUGAAAAGGAGGCACUGUAAUGGCUCACCAUGGUAAUUAUUUUUGUCUCAUCUAAACAUUUAGCAUCUCUGCUGGUAACACAUAUUGACAAGAAGCUUUGAAGAAAAGGUAGAAACUGAGGUGAGAAUAAUUUCAGAAAGUAAAAUAAUUUGAAGCAAUGAGACCAAAUUCUGGAACAAAGUCAGUCAGUAUCAAUACGCUGAAAAAAACUUGCAAAUUGGUUCUCAAAGUUGACUUUACUUUCAUCUGUUUGACACUUAAAAGUGGUUCCUGCUUUGUUACAUGAGGGCGUGCUGUAAUAAGGAAUGGUUUUUGAAAACAUCCAGCAGCCCAUAAACGUACCGACACAGUGAUUUCUGCUGACUCAGUUUGCACAUAACAUAAAAUAAAACUUUCAGCACAGAAAGUACAAAUAAAUAAAAUGUCUGCCACCCAACCCGAACUGACAGGUUCUCAGCAAGUCCGGCUUUCAAGCACAUGUAAUGUUCAGAUUACUGACAUGAAGCCAACUGGUUUUGGUGAUUUCUUUAUUUUGAAUGAAUGAAUAAAAAUAAGAGAAAAACAGAAAAAAACAUGACGUGUCAAUGAAAUGAUUGCUUUAUUGUUACAGAGCAAUCCUUACAGAUAAAAGUAGCUCCAGUUUUCAUUACAUUACAAACCACAUGCCAACUUUUGAAACAGCUUAAAGAAAAUUAAAACGAAUGGCUGCACAUUUGGACUCAUGACUUUUGUUUCAGGGGCACUACAUGAGUGCAAUUUACUUUGGAGUAAACAUGCCACCCAUUACAAAAGACGUUGCCUGUCAGAGGUGAACCCCGCCCUCCCAUCAAUCCAAGCGAAGUAAAACAAACACACCCAAUGUCUAGUUUUAACCCCAGCGUUUUGCUGUGCAGGCAGCUUAUAAAGAGAGAGAUGACCAUUAGAGAGACAUAGAGAGAGACAGUUAUUGGAAUUAUUCUAUUUUUGUUAUUCUUCAUUGAAAAAAAAGACAUAUUUAAAGGAAUAUUUCGUGUAUGUAUUAAAUAUCCUUUGUUUUCCUGCCAUAUCCAAUGGUGUAAUUUGUAGCUGGUGGUGUAGGUGGUGUCACACACAAACGCCUCCCUCUGCAGCUACACAAUGCCAAUGUGAUAAAAUUAUAAUAUCAUUAUAAAUAAAUUAUUUUUCUUGCUUAAAAAUGG
Melanotaenia boesemani (Boeseman's rainbowfish) is the source of this 10618-nucleotide messenger RNA. RefSeq names its product NHS-like 2 (gene nhsl2). The coding region runs from base 524 to 4633 and encodes 1369 amino acids. The record is from RefSeq and is a predicted model, not a curated record. NCBI's taxonomy places the organism in Eukaryota, Metazoa, Chordata, Actinopteri, Atheriniformes, Melanotaeniidae. Gene Ontology annotation, biological process: cell differentiation. The transcript is spliced from 10 exons.